Messenger RNA from Closterium sp. Yama58-4, 3648 nucleotides. The record is from the annotation of a GenBank genome assembly. NCBI's taxonomy places the organism in Eukaryota, Viridiplantae, Streptophyta, Zygnematophyceae, Desmidiales, Closteriaceae.
AUGUAUGCAUUGUCUACUAGUGCCGAGGGAGCCUGUCACCUGUGUGGGCCGCCUGACCCCGGUAUCCAGUCUGCUGCUCCAGAUGCUGGUGAGGCUGCUGCUCUAGGCGCUCGUGAGUCUGCUGCUUCAGGUGCUUGUGACUCUGCGCUUUCAGGUUCUCCAUCUACUACGGCACUGCACACCUUCACACUGGACUCAGGUGCUUCCCGCUGUUUCUUUCGCGACCGCACUGCCCUCGAGCAGCUUCCUAGACCGGUUGCUGUCUCCCUGGCUGACCCCUCAGGGGGUCCGGUCCUUGCGACCUCCACCACUGCCCUCCCUUGUCCUGCUGUCCCGUCUGGCACACUGUCGGGCCUCUACCUCCCCUCGUUCUCUACGAACUUGGUGGCGGGCUCCGCGCUCCAGGACGGGGGUGUUCACCAGUUCACCCCUGCCUACGAGCGUGUGACGCACUGCACGUGUGCCCAGACGGGUCGUCACCUGGCUACCUUCACUCGGCAGCCGGGGUCGGACUUGUACACACUGACCACUGAGUCCCCUCAGGUAGCUGCGUCUGCGUCUGCGUCCGGUCAGCUGUCGGCCCCCUGCUCGUGUCGCUCCCUGUCGCACAGGACUGUCCUCUGGCACCACCGCCUUGGUCACCCGUCAGUGCAGCGCCUUCGCGGCAUGCACUCCAGGUACCUUGUCUCUGGUCUUCCCAGGGUUCUCCCUCCCCUACCACCUUCACCUGCUCCUCCCUGUAUUCCCUGUGUCGAGGGGCGGCAGCGCGCUGCUCCUCACUCUUCCUCGUUCCCUCCCACAGAGGCUCCCCUGCAGACUCUCCACCUGGACGUGUGGGGCCCCGCCCGCGUCCGGGGACAGGGCCACGAGCGGUACUUUCUGCUGGUCGUCGACGACUACACGCGCUACACCACGGUCUUCCCCUUGCGUACCAAGGGUGAGGUCCCUGAUGUCUUGAUCCCCUGGAUCCGCGCUGCUCGUCUCCAGCUCCGCGACCGGUUCCAGUCGGACCUUCCUGUCCUACGUCUGCACUCUGACAGAGGUGGCAAGUUUUCUGCUGACCUCUUGGCAGCCUACUGUGCGGAGCACGGCAUCCGCCAGACGUUCACUCUCCCGGCCUCUCCGCAGCAGAAUGGGGUUGCUGAGCGCCGCAUUGGUCUCGUCAUGGAGGUCGCUCGUACCUCCAUGAUCCAUGCGGCUGCUCCCCAUUUCCUGUGGUUGUUUGCAGUGCAGUACGCCGCGCAUCAGCUCAACCUUUGGCCCCGUGUCUCUGUUCCGGAGACCUCGCCUACCCUGCGGUGGACGGGGGAGGUUGGCGAUGCGUCGGUGUUCCGAGUCUGGGGAUGUCGAGCCUUUGUCCGCGAUACGUCCGCGGACAAGCUCUCCUCCCGUGCCGUUCCACGUGUCUUCCUUGGCUUUGUUCCUGACGCGCCUGGCUGGCAGUUUUACCACCCCACCUUGCGCCGUGUCUUUGCCUCUCAGGACGUCACCUUUGACGAGUCGGUACCCUUUUACCGUCUCUUCCCCUACCGCACUGCCCCGCUUCCCCCCCCGCCGCUCUUCCUCACCCCAGGUGUCCCGUCGGUAGACCCCCUCCCUCCCCAGGGUGCUGAACCCUCAGGUGUUUCCCAGGUAGACCCGGUCGAGCCUGUCGAGGUAGCUGUUGACUCUGGUCCUGCGCGAGGUGCUGAGCGUGCUGAGCCUGGGGGUGCGGAGUCUGGGGGUACUGAGCCUGGGGGUGCUGAGCCUGGGGGUGCUGAGACUGGGGGUGCUGAGUCUGGGGGUGCGGAGACUGCGGGUGCUGAGCCUGGGGGUGCUGCGACUGGGGGUGCUGAGCCUCGAGGAGCUGAGGAUGGGGGUUCUGAGACUGGCCGUACUGCGCCUGUUGGCGCUCCCUCUUCACAACAGCUGCGUGAGUGGUACUCCCAGCGUUACAGCCUCCGUCGUGGGGCUACUGGAGCUGGGGGGUCUGCUGGAGUUGGGGCUGGUGGCCCUGCGGGUGCAGUGUUGCAGCCGGAGCCUCCCUCCCCUCAGCGGCUACGUGAGUGGUACGCUCGGCGCUGCAGCCUCCGGAGUGGAGCUCCUGGUGUUGAGGUACCGCCAGCUGGAGGCCCUGCUGCUACUGGAGGUCCUGGAGCUGCUGGAGGUGCUGCUGGUGCUGGUGCUGCUGGAGGUGCUGGAGCUGCUGGAGGUGCUGCUGGUGCUGCUGGAGGCUCUGGAGCUGCUGGAGGUACUGCUGGUGCUGGUGCUACUGGAGGUGCUGGAGCUGCUGGAGGUGCUGCUGGUGCUGCUGGAGGUCCUGGAGCUGCUGGAGGUGCAGCUAGUGCUGCUGGAGGUACUGGAGCUGCUGGAGGUGCUGGAGGUGCUGCUGGUGCUGCUGGAGGCUCUGGAGCUGCUGGAGGUGCUGCUGGUGCUGCUGGAGGCUCUGGAGCUGCUGGAGGUGCUGCUGGUGCUGGUUCGGCAGGAGGUUCUGGUGCUGUCUCUGCUGCUUCUGGGGGCACUUCACGGCCGCGGCCGUACUUCGUUCCGCUCCUUCAGCAGGUUCUUGGUCAGUCGCCUCCUCCUAGUCCUCCUCCCUCCUUAGCUUGUCCUCCGCCUGUCCAGUCGCAGUCGCAGCUACCACCUGCCUCGCCACUUCCUGGUCCCUCUCCCUACACUGGUCCCACAGGAGGUCUUACAGAGCAUCGUGAGCCUGAGUCUCGUCCUGUGUCGCCUGUGUCUCGUCCAGUGUCACCUGUUCGUGCUGCUCGCACUGGUCGCCGUGUUCCGCGUGAGCGUCCUCCACCUGUCCCUGGCACACACUAUAUGACUCUGCGUCCUUCCACUGCUCCACAGCGUGUCCCUCUACCGUCUCCUCCUGCGUCCUCUCUUCCUGUUCUUGCUGACCCAGAGUCUGACUCCCUUCGUGCUGCCAGUCCUACUGUCACGCGUCUCCUGGCCACUGUUGUCACUGACCCUUCCUUUGAGACUGCUGCUGCGUCUGCCCUAGUUGCUGAGCUUGUCGACUUUGCUGCUCGCUGUCGUCUAGACUACGCCGCGAGUCUUGUUGCUGAGUCUGAGUCUGUCUGUCCUCCGUCCGUCGGGGGUGAGUGUGCUCCUGGCACGGACGUCCUUGAGGACAGGCAGGAGGAUCUUGAGUGUCUUGCAGCCGCUGCGCCUCAUCUCGUGUCCAUGCUGCUUGCCCCUGAGGGAGACCCGGAUGCUCCAGACAUCCCUACCCCGCGCUCUUACGCUGAGGCGAUCGCGGGUCCCUACUCCUCUCAGUGGCAGACAGCCAUGGAUGCAGAGAUGGCAUCCUGGAAGUCCACUGGCACUUACGUCGACGAGGUCCCCCCUCCUGGGGCGAACAUCGUCAGUGGCAUGUGGAUUUUCAGGGUGAAGCGGCCGCCAGGUUCUCCGCCUGUCUUCAAGGCUCGUUACGUUGCUCGAGGCUUCAGUCAGCGAGAGGGAGUAGACUUCUUUCAGACCUUCUCCCCCACUCCGAAGAUGACCACUCUUCGGGUGCUACUGCACGUAGCUGCUCAGCGUGAAUACGAGCUUCACUCUCUUGACUUCAGCACAGCUUUCUUGCAGGGCAGUCUGCACGAGGAGAUCUGGCUGCGCCGCCCUCCUGGCUUCACUGAGUCGUUUCCUCCUGGUACCCAGUAG